This is a messenger RNA of Lingula anatina, 1785 nucleotides long. RefSeq lists its product as uncharacterized. NCBI's taxonomy places the organism in Eukaryota, Metazoa, Brachiopoda, Lingulata, Lingulida, Lingulidae. The record is from RefSeq and is a predicted model, not a curated record.
GAUAGGUGAGCAAAAGUUGACCUCGAUAAACUGAUCCUGCAGAGCUUGGAAAAUGUUUGGAUUUUGUGUUUGUUUGGGCGUUUUCUCGUAUAUCUAAUAACGUACAAAUAACUAGAACAGAGUGUUUUAAUAUUGCGUAAUCCAAAGGAGGACCCCCUGCACCUUAUGUCUUUUUGAUAUUCGAAAGGGAAAUAUAAAGUCUCAUGCACUGGUUCAAUCAUUCAGUGUGAAAGUGUGACACUUUCAAUACCUGGAUUCUUAUUUUGAAAAGUGCAGUCAACCAAUCUGCACGAUGAAGAAUGACGACAGAGAUCAUAAGAGACAGUGCAAUAAGGAAUUAGCAUCAACAAAAGCACCAUUCAAAAAGGCAAAAUAUGCCUGGCAAAUAAAAAGGACAUCUUCAGAAAGUACCUCCAUGUGUGAAACUAAUGAUGUCAUGAAUGUUGAUGAUACAAUACAGAAAGCCAACCAUGACAAUGUUUUAAGUGAUCCUGCCAGCAGAAGGUCAGACAUGUUGGCAAAUCCCCAUCCUGCAAUACUGACUGCUACCUCAUCUGAAAAAAAUAUGCAGUUAUCAGAAGAAAACUGCAGAGAACAUAAUGACUCGAUUAAACAGAAAACAAACAUAAACUGUCAGCCAGAUGAAUCCAAGGCAGAGUGCAAAAAUUCUGAGUGUCUGAGUUUUAUUGAAGAUUCCAUAUCCAACAGCAUUUGUAAUGACCUAAAGCAAACGAUUGAUAAGGCAGAUGGAAGAAAGUUAGAUACACAGGAACCAACUGUAGAAAUUAUUGGAAGUUGCACAACAGAGACCCAGGUUAUAGAAAUACAAGAUCUCCAUUCACUACCCCCAACAUCUUCAAAUGUAUUGGAAGAUUGCAGAAUUAUAGAGAGAGUGUUAUUACGCAAAUGGCAAAACAUGCACUGCAGUAAAGCACUGAUUGAAAAUGCUAUUAAUAAGUCACUUGAAGAGAUGGGUGCAACUCCUGAGUCAAGUCAUGAUGAACAACAUGCUGAAGAAGCAGGUAUUCUAACUGCUAUUCAAAGACAAGGACUGACAACAGCCAGGCCUGCAUUAACUGCAGAACAACGUCAGAGAAUUAUGCCCAUGUUGGAUAGCCUUACACAGGCUACUGAAAACAUACUGACCAACAGAGCAUAUGCUUACUCUGCACUGAAUGAUGAGCAGAAUAUUUCGUAUUCCACAAGUUGGCAUACAGAGACAGCAGCUGGUGUUGGGGAUACUGAUGAUACUUCAUCGGUGGAAGAAUCUCACUUCAUGGGCCAUGUGCAAAGUGGCAAUGGUAGUAGAAGUGACUGUGACACAAACUCUGUACAAAAUGCUGGUACCGAAGCUGUGGAAAGCAUAAGCUCUGAAGAGGAAGAUUCUCAAAAUUUGAAUUUGGUUUCUAGUGUACCUUUUCAAACACAUUACAGCUGUGAGGAUGAUGUUUGCUUGAAUAUUGUGCAAGGGGAAGAAGUUCCACAAUCUCCUAGUCAUUUUAUGGAUGCUGCAGUUCUCAUGGCAAUUGACCAGCAAGGCCUGACAUUACAGAACUAUAGUGAUGAUAAUUAUCAGUAGGAUUAUUGGCAGCAGUUUUAUCUGUAAAGUGUUCAGUCACUUACUGUUUCUACUUUUUGAAAUGGUUAGCACAUGCGAGAAGGGUGUACAUUGGAACUGUAAUGACCUAUAUCUGGAACUUUUACAGGCGAAAGUAACAAAAAUAUUGUCUUUGAAUUAAAGACUGGGUUUCCAUACCUAGAUUGAUCUAACAUAAUUGACCCAUC